AUGACCGGGCGCGGAUUCGGCUUGGAGGAGUUCAGCGAUGAACAGUUUCUUGUCGGCGGAGUUACACUUCUGUUUACAGGACUGAUCGGUUUUUUUGGUAACCUGCUUGUUUUGAUUGUCACAUACAGAAUUCUUCGGCACAAGAGAAACAUUCCUAAUGUACUAAUACUAUUUUUAGCCUGGACAGACCUGUUAGUAUUUCCUUUAGCGUAUCCGCAAUCACUGAUAAAGUAUUUCUUCGGAGUCUACAUCGGUGACUAUAUGAGUUGCGAUUUUCAAGCAACAGCUAUCACAUUUCUCUUCAUGUCUUCCAUUAUUCUGGUUGUUGUAAUGAGCGUCGAUCGCCUUCUGGCAUUAAGUGAACCAUUUUACUAUGACAGGCAUGUGAUUUACGACAAGGAGAAAGUGAAGGUGGCUUCUAUCGGCGUCGGAUGCUCGGUUCUUACUGUAAGUUUACUUCCCGCCUUUGGAGUCAGCAGAAAUGUUCUUCACUUUCCUGGCACAUUCUGUUUAUUUGAAUGGAACUCGACCUCAUUUGAUGGCCGAGCGCUGCUUUACAUUUUUAUGUCUUCGUUAGCUUUUGCUAUGUUUCUGGUCGUUUCGUGUAAUUUAACUACAGUUAUAAUGGCUUUGAGACUCGCGCGUCGAAGACAGGAUAGCAUAAAUAAGCCUCGUUCUGAUGAAGAGGCGGCGAACUCAAGGCCUUUAGACCAUCACUGCAGCUCUGGAAAAAUGGAAAUUCAGUUCGCUAAAUUAAGUGGUGCUGUCGCCAUUACUUUUUUUAGUUGCUGGAGUUUGUUUCUGGUAAGUAAACCCAACUGCCGUGACGUCUGAGUGAGAGAUUCCUUUCCGUGCAUGAAACUCCUAGACGACUCACUUUGAAUUGUAUCAGUUCAACGCUACAAUUUACACUUCGGCUCGACAACCACACGCACUGCGACGGAACAGCGCGAUCGUGGCACGACUAGAAAACAAGUGAUGGACCAUCCAGUGACGCGUCAUCACGACGAUCACACGACAACAGUUCGAUUUAACUGCAGACCGCGACAACUACUUUGAUAACACUGAAAUAUGACCAUGAUACGAAUGAAACGCGAUUACAAAUCGACUACGACUCGAUUUAUUCAUUACGACUGUAUAUAAGACGACUUGACUACGGCUCCACCGCGACACGACGACAUUAUGGUCACAGCUUACCCUCACUACUGGUAGUAUCGGUGAUAUCGUACCCACCGCUGAUAUCGUACCCACGGCCGUUUCGUACCCGAAAAGAAGUCGAUUCGUUCCUAAGUUUGAGUCGGUUCGUACCCAACUUUGGGUAGGUUCGUAACCAAACCAAACCGCCGGUUAAUACCAAACCGCUAAUAACCGGAGUCAUACAUUUAUUCGAAAUACCUCACGCACGGACGCGUGAACAGAUGUCAAUGGUUGCGCACGACAAGUUGGCAGAGUCAAGCAAGUAAAUUACAAAGAAACUUCUGUUCUGUGUACUUGUGACCUUCUUCACAAAUAAAACUUAAUUAUUGCCUAGUUGAGCGUGAUAUUUUUAAUAAAAAAGCAUAUUGUUUUUACCUGUGACUUUUUAACAUAACAGUUCGUGUAAGUGCGAUACAUUUUCUCCAAUUGUUUAUAUGGAAAACAUCCUUUGUUGGUUUGGUUACGAAACGCAACGACCGAGCUGGAUACGAAACGAUUGGGUACGAAUCGACCGGUAACCGUACUCCUUAUGCGUUAAACCGAUCACUGGGUCCUUCCAAUUCUUUCUCCUUUUUUUUCUUUUAAAUGUCUUCAUUUAAGGACUCUUCCUUCCUUUUUACAGUACUUUUUGCUCGCAAGGACAGAUUUUUACAUAUUUAUUUUUGAUAUUUUCUAGUUAAGGGUGACACUUAUCCAAAAUGGCUGGCCAUUUGAGGAGUUGAUCGACUUCAUUGCGGUGCGGCUAGCUUCCCUUCACACAGUUGUCAACCCUUGGCUUUAUCCAUUGACUAGGAGGAAAUAUCGCGAUGCAUUCUGGUACUUACUGACGUUGUUUGUGUACUAUGCCACCUGUACACUACUGGUAACCAGGCCUGGUACCACCUUGGGUAAGUAAGGGGAGAGGGGAAGGGGGACAUAACACCACAACACGUAACACAGCACUUCUUCCUGGCGCCAACGGAAGAAUGAUGUGGCAGUGUCACACCAAUUGGACAUGACAGAGGGUUUACGUUUCAGAGUUACAGUUUCGUAAGGAAAUGUGUAGUUUUUUUAUAAAUUACGUUGAUAAAAAAGCAAUUUUUCCUAGAGAGUCCUUGUUUUGAAACAGUGGUGCCCAUUAUACAGUGGAGAUAGCGUAGGUGUAAGCUUAAAUGAAAGGGAAAUAUUUCUUUAAAAAAAAUACAUUACUGGGACAAAGUAAAAAAAAAAAAAGAAGUACACAUAUCUACAUGCAGAGAAUCAGCUGAAGAGUAAUCGUUUCAGUCUUGAUUCAAAAUUAUAACUUUGAUUCCGUUUUUAGGUGUGUCCUUCUACCUUUUACACCCGAACAUGAGUAUGCAAGUUCUCCAUACAGUGCUCUUUGCAUUUCCUAUUUUACUUACAAGGAGAAUUUGUCUAACAAUCGAGAGUUUCUCCAUCGAGUUUGCGAUCAUUUCCUUCAUUGUCAUGACCUUAAUGCAUGUUUCAGGGGUGAUACUUUAAGGAGAUAUUAAUUCAAUACUAGCUACUCUUAGAGGUCCAAGGGGAUAAGACAUCAAGAUUUGGCGCCUCCUCGUCUCCGGUUUCCUGCAAUACUGAUAAUUUUUCCCUCGCGCUAAUUUUUUGGUCGUUGUUCAUUCGACGUACUUAGCUGAAUAACAGGGACUUCUUUCAACAUAAAAAACAAUUUGUAAUAAAGUUUUCUUUUUACAGAUGAAAUAGUUGGUAUUCAGUCUGAAGCAAGUCAGGUCCGUGAACUCUACCGAGAGGAGCGACGACGAUCAAGUGCCCAGCGGCUUGUCAAAUAA
Messenger RNA from Pocillopora meandrina, 2984 nucleotides. The record is from the annotation of a GenBank genome assembly. Lineage: Eukaryota; Metazoa; Cnidaria; Anthozoa; Scleractinia; Pocilloporidae.